GGCGGACGAGGAUGUCGGGGACCAGAGCCUCCAACGACCGGCCCCCCGGCGCGGGCGGCGUCAAGCGGGGGCGGCUGCAGCAGGAGGCGGCGGCGACCGGCUCCCGCGUGACCGUGGUGCUGGGCGCGCAGUGGGGGGACGAGGGCAAAGGCAAGGUGGUGGACCUGCUGGCCACGGACGCCGACAUCGUCAGUCGUUGCCAGGGAGGCAACAAUGCUGGCCACACUGUGGUGGUGGAUGGCAAGGAGUAUGACUUCCACCUGCUCCCCAGCGGCAUCAUCAACACCAAGGCGGUGUCUUUCAUUGGCAAUGGCGUGGUCAUCCACCUGCCGGGCUUGUUUGAAGAAGCAGAGAAAAAUGAGAAGAAAGGCCUGAAGGACUGGGAGAAGCGGCUCAUCAUCUCCGACCGGGCCCACCUUGUGUUCGACUUCCACCAGGCGGUGGACGGACUGCAGGAAGUCCAGCGCCAAGUGCAGGAGGGGAAGAACAUCGGCACCACCAAGAAGGGAAUCGGACCGACCUACUCCUCCAAGGCCGCCCGGACGGGCCUCCGCAUCUGUGACCUGCUGUCAGACUUCGACGAGUUUUCCACCAGAUUCAAGAACCUGGCCCACCAGCACCAGUCCAUGUUCCCCAGCCUAGAGAUAGACGUAGAAGGCCAACUCAAGAGACUUAAGGGCUUUGCUGAGCGGAUCAGACCCAUGGUCCGAGACGGGGUUUACUUCAUGUAUGAGGCACUCCAUGGCCCCCCCAAGAAGAUCCUAGUAGAAGGUGCCAACGCCGCCCUCCUUGACAUUGACUUCGGGACCUACCCCUUUGUAACGUCGUCCAACUGCACAGUGGGUGGCGUGUGCACCGGCCUGGGCAUCCCGCCCCACAACAUAGGAGAUGUGUAUGGCGUGGUGAAGGCCUACACCACCCGCGUGGGCAUCGGGGCCUUCCCCACAGAGCAGAUCAAUGAAAUUGGAGACCUGCUGCAGAGCCGUGGCCACGAGUGGGGGGUGACCACGGGCAGGAAGAGGCGCUGCGGCUGGCUGGACCUGAUGAUCCUGAGAUAUGCACACAUGGUCAAUGGCUUCACUGCGCUAGCCUUGACCAAGCUGGACAUCCUGGACGUCCUGAAUGAGAUUAAAGUUGGCAUCUCAUACAAGCUCAACGGGAAGAGGAUUCCCUACUUCCCAGAAAAGCAUACCAAUGGUCUUUUCCUGGACACCGUCUUGUGCAUGUGGAAUAUGCCUUUUGGUGUCGCGCCAUGGUUUUGUCUGACCUGCUCCUCCGACAGCCUCCUCUGCCACAGCUAUGGACAUCCCUUGCUUUCCACCUGCACACAGGCCUGGGUAGACCCAGAGGUGGCCUUGGGUGUGGGAGUCAUGCACACCCUCGAGGGCCCUACUGACCCUGGCCUUGGGAGGGUGCUCCAUGGAGGCCCAUUCUCCUCCUGGUGGUCGCUGUGGCUCUGCACAUGGGGUACACCUUAUGUGGGCAGACCCUUUGGGGGGCUACUUGUUCCAGGGCCUCCCACUGGCAGGGGUGGUUGGCACAGCCCAGGGGUCCCUGCCGGGGAGGUGUUAACAUCCCCAGGGGUGGGACAUAUGUCCUCAAGGGUACCUUAGUGCUGUAGGACACCAGAGUCCGCUGGGGUUGGCUCCCAGGCAGAGCCUGACACCCUCAAGAACACUUGGUGACCGUGUGGGGUGGCCUGAGCCCGGGUCUGGAAGGAGCUUAGACCCCGGCCACUCCUGACUCACUGCCGAACACCAAGCAAACCCCGAAGGCCCCCACCCGUGCCAGCUCCCUACCUGCCGAGUGUCACCUCAGCACCACACCCUUGCGGCAGACACAGUCUGUGGGACUCCCUCACCCCUCUGUGUC
Messenger RNA from Chinchilla lanigera (long-tailed chinchilla), 1872 nucleotides. It is a transcript of the gene Adss1, whose product is annotated as adenylosuccinate synthase like 1. Gene Ontology annotation, biological process: IMP metabolic process; 'de novo' AMP biosynthetic process. Gene Ontology annotation, cellular component: cytoplasm. Lineage: Eukaryota; Metazoa; Chordata; Mammalia; Rodentia; Chinchillidae. Gene Ontology annotation, molecular function: adenylosuccinate synthase activity; GTP binding. The record is from RefSeq and is a predicted model, not a curated record.